Physella acuta is the source of this 1377-nucleotide messenger RNA. RefSeq names its product amiloride-sensitive sodium channel subunit alpha-like. Gene Ontology annotation, cellular component: plasma membrane. Lineage: Eukaryota; Metazoa; Mollusca; Gastropoda; Physidae. Gene Ontology annotation, biological process: sodium ion transmembrane transport. The record is from RefSeq and is a predicted model, not a curated record. Gene Ontology annotation, molecular function: ligand-gated sodium channel activity.
AGCCAUGGCAGCCUCGCAUAGAUCACAGAAUGUAAAGUCGUCUUCACGCGUAUGUAAAACUUCCGUACGUUCCAGUUCCCCAGUAUGAUCAUGAUUAUGAAACGCAGCGUAGACAUCACGACUGAGAAAAUUUUAUCGAAUGGGGACUCGCCGCAUAUCGUGGAGCUAAUUAGUUAUGAGCAAAACAUCCAAGUGAUGCUUGACCACAUAACCAGACCAGAGAAAGACUUCACAGAAGUUCGCAUCGACGAUGAAAAAGAAGAAGUCAAAGCUGUCAAGAGAAUCACUCACAAAGAUGACAACAAAGAUGACAAAAUAGAUGAUGUGACAUUUGCCAACAGAGAUGCAAGAACUGUCGCCAAAGUGGACCCGACAAAAAGCCAUAACAAAUUUUAUAGAAUCUUUUACAAAUACGCUAAAAGGGCGUCUUUUAACGGAAUGGUUUUUAUCUUGAAGUCCCAGAAUCCAAUAGUCAAAGCUUUAUGGACACUUCUAGUCUUAGCAGCGGCUGGUGCCUCCAUUUUCCAUCUUUUCUAUUUGUUCUCCAACUUCUACGAGUUCCAGAAAUAUUCCAAGGUCAACUUAAAGUUCAGCAGCCUGCAGUUUCCAGCCGUUACUGUGUGUAACGUCAACAUGAUGAGGUUCUCUAAGAUAGCCAACGCGUCGAAAGCCGUCAAAAAUUUGUUCGCACAAGACAACGAUUAUACUGCAACAACAACAGACGAACCAGAUCUGAAAGACUCAGGGCUUCUCAAGUGGGUGGCUGAGAGGGAACAAGCCCUUUGUACGUACUGCAAGUAUUGCUGGGACCAGGGCGAGGGUCAAAACUCCUCCCUGUACGAGUUUGACGACUACUUCACCUACGUGUACAACAAACAACCUCUGGCCUUCAAGCAAAUUGUAUCACCGCAGUACGGGAACUGCUACACCAUAGAAAAUCCAGAUUUUAUUUCCAGGAAAAGUGGGGCAGCCAGCGGCCUGGAGCUGAUCCUGUCCCUAGAGACAGAAGACUACAGUCCUGUGACCACGUCCAGUAGAGGUGCCAGAGUUAUCAUCCACGAGCCGCAGACGAUACCAUUUCAGGACGAGAACGACAUAGCAAUCAGUCCAGGCAUGCACACGAUGAUCGGUCUCAGACAGGUGAAGAUCAACCGUAUGGGGGCGCCCUACGCCCCGUGUGAGCCUGGGGAGGAGUUUUUACGGAACAAUGGCUACAAGUAUACCCGAAAUCUGUGCCAGAAGAUGUGUGAAGACCAACACAUCCGAACCACCUGUCGCUGCUAUGAGUAUGAGGUGGACUUCAACACGACCAGGAAAGAAAACCUCCAAGAUCACGUGGGACAGUGCGAGAACAAAUCAGUCAUUGGACAAAAUUAA